Molecule: messenger RNA, 1422 nt
Organism: Cinclus cinclus
Lineage: Eukaryota; Metazoa; Chordata; Aves; Passeriformes; Cinclidae
Product: zinc finger protein 239-like
Exons: 1
Coding region: 44-1183 (379 amino acids)
Biological process (GO): regulation of transcription by RNA polymerase II
Molecular function (GO): DNA-binding transcription factor activity; RNA polymerase II cis-regulatory region sequence-specific DNA binding
Source: RefSeq, a predicted model, not a curated record
CAUCAGCAAGGCUGUCCUUGCUGGCAAUGAGCCACACCUGCCUAUGUGUGGGAAUGGCGCCGUUUGGAUUCAGCAGGUGGGGGAGAAAACCUACAAGUGUCCCGAGUGUGGGAAGAGCUUCAGUCGGAGUUCAUACCUGAGCCAGCACCAGAGGAUCCACCAGGCAGAGAAACCCUUCAGCUGCUCCGAAUGUGGGAAGAGUUUUACCCGCAAUUCGGACCUGAUCAAACACCAGCGGAUCCACACAGGGGAGAAGCCCUACCAGUGCAGCGAGUGCCAAAAGACCUUCAGCCAGAGGUCAAAUGUGAUCAGGCACCAGCGCACCCACACGGGAGAGAGACACUACCUGUGCAAUGAAUGUGGGAAAAGCUUCAGCCAGAACUCACAUCUCAUUGUCCACCAGCGAAGCCACAAGGGUGAGAAACCCUUCAAUUGCCCACGGUGUGAGAAAAGCUUCAGUGACCGCUCCUCCCUGAUCAUACAUCGGAGGGUUCACACUGGAGAGAAGCCCCACAAGUGCCAGGAGUGUGGGAAGCAUUUCCGGGACAGCUCAGCCAUCAUUCGACACCAGAGGAUUCACACGGGAGAGAAACCCUACAAGUGCACAGAGUGUGGGAAGACUUUUCGGCAGAGCUCCUCACUGGUGACCCACAUGCGUACGCACACAGGUGAGAGGCCCUACAAGUGCCCCGUGUGCGGGAAGGGCUUCAGCCAAAGCUCGGCACUCACCACUCACCGCCGGAUCCAUGGGGGAAAGGCCUUGCCCCUGUGCCACGGCUUCCUGCCCAGUCCCUUCCAGUGCACCGAGUGUGGCCGGAGGUGCAGCGACCACUCCACCCUGGCCAAGCACCAGAGCCUGCACACCGAGGAGCGGCCCCACAUCUGCGUGGAGUGCGGGGACAGCUUCCGCCGGAGUUCAGCUCUCAACGUGCACCUGAGGAUCCACCGUGGUGAGAAACCCUACAAGUGUGAGGAGUGUGGGAAAACGUUCCGGCACAGCUCGGCCCUCGGUGCCCACCUGAGGAUCCACACGGGAAACAAGCCCUACAAGUGUGUCGAGUGUGAGAAAACCUUCCGUAAAAGUUCAACACUUAAAGUGCAUUUGAAAAUCCACGCAGCCAAGAAACCUCAUAAAUGUCUGGUGGGUAGAAGAAUCCUCACCUCCCCCUCACUUCUGCUAUAAACCUGGAGUGGAUGUUCAGAGCAGGAAUAUAAAGUAGUUUUUGGGGGUAUCUGAAUGCAUGGUGAGAACCAUGGGAAGAGACUGACUGGAGAGGUGGUGUAUUUGGUGUUAGGGCUGGGUGUUCAACCCCAGAAGCACAAAAAACUUCAGGAGAUUUGGAAACCGGGAGCCAGUCCCAAGAGUUGAGUGCUGGGGGUUUAGGAAGAGUGCCAAGAGCUUGAGGAAUGAGCACCAGCUUC